UUGCCGUGCCCCGUCCAUGUCUGCUUGACCUGCGAGCCACCACCACCACCACCGAACCCACCGAGCGCGCUCUUGUGUCGCUUCCAUUGGCGCUGCCGGCUGCCGCUCACGCCAGGCCGCCUUUGAAACAGCCCUAGUCGGUCCGCCUUCCUCCAGCGUCGCCGCACGCCUCCUGCAACGCCUGACAUUGGCUCGCGCACUUCAUCGCCAUGAAAGGCUUCAGGCAGAGGGUGCACGAACAGCUUGCGAGAGCCAAAUCAGACAAGUCGACUUCCAAAAAGAAGGACUCCAAUAACGGCACUUCGUCGCCCUCGCACGGCGCCUCCAACUCGCCCUCCGGCUCUGCGCACGCUACGCCCACAUCCUCGCAGACGCAAUUAACCGAUGGUCGCAACAAGCCCCUCCCCUCUGGUGACGGGGCAACAGGGAGUGCAGGCUCCCUCCAGCCAGGCCAGCCAGGCGUACCGACCUCUCUUGGAGCAGGUUCGUCCUUUGGCGGACAGCAGGGCACAGGCAGCUUCGGUGGUGCUGGUAGCGCCAGUGCCCCAGGUUCUGCUACACCCCACAGAGCAGGCCAGCCAUUAGCACCUAGCGUCAUCAUCAGCCCGAGUGCUCCUCACAUUCCACCCCCAGGCGCAGCAGAGACCAUGCCGGGCGACCUCUUGCCCCCAAAGGCGGGCCAGAAGUCGCUGAUUUUCGAUCGCUUGCAGACAACACCCAAGGACAACGUAGAAGGCAUCCGCACGCCUAAACGUCAACAUUCGUCACGUUUCGACAUCUCAGACCAGCGUCAAAGAGAGCUGGAGAAGCUGCCGGGUUUCCACGAGGUGCCGCCCAAUAAACGCGAGGAGUUGUUCAUGCAGAAGCUUGACCAGUGCAAUAUUAUCUUCGACUUUAAUGAUGCGAGCGGUGAUAUGAAGUCGAAGGAAAUUAAGCGUCUGGCGCUACAUGAGUUGCUAGACUACGUUGCGAACAAUCGUCAGGUCAUCACGGAGCGAAUGUAUCCCCGCGUUGUUGAGAUGUUCGCGAAGAAUUUGUUCCGCCCAAUCCCGCCACCUAUGAAUCCACAAGGGGAGGCGUUUGAUCCGGAAGAGGACGAGCCUGUACUGGAAGUUGCCUGGCCGCAUAUCCAGGUGGUGUACGAAUUCUUCCUCCGCUUCAUCGAGAGUCAGGACUUCAACACCAACAUUGCCAAAGCCUACAUCGACCACAGCUUUGUUCUGAACCUACUCGAACUGUUUGACUCAGAAGACCCAAGAGAACGCGACUUCUUGAAGACUACCCUUCACAGGAUAUACGGAAAGUUUCUCAAUCUCCGCUCGUAUAUUCGUCGCUCCAUCAACAACGUGUUCUUCCAAUUCAGCUAUGAGACUGAGCGCUUCAACGGCAUAGCAGAGCUGCUCGAGAUCCUCGGAUCGAUCAUCAAUGGGUUUGCCUUGCCCUUGAAAGAGGAACACAAGUUGUUCCUAACGCGUGUAUUGCUGCCAAUGCACAAGGUGAAGAGUCUCAGCAUGUACCACCCGCAGCUGGCGUAUUGCAUCGUACAAUUCUUGGAAAAGGAUGCUGCAUUGACUGAAGAGGUGGUUUUGGGUCUCUUGCGAUACUGGCCAAAGGUCAACAGCACGAAGGAGGUCAUGUUCCUGAACGAGGUUGAAGAUAUUUUUGAGGUCAUGGACCCCGCCGAGUUUGCCAAGGUUCAGGAACCACUCUUCAAUCAACUAGCCAAGUCCGUUGCAAGUCCACACUUCCAGGUUGCUGAACGAGCACUUUACUUCUGGAACAACGAGUAUUUCUGUAACCUUGUCAGCGACAACGUGGAGGUCAUCUUGCCUAUCAUGUUUGCACCGUUAUACGAGAACUCGAAAGGACACUGGAAUCGGACGAUCCACGGGAUGGUGUAUAAUGCCAUGAAAUUGUUCAUGGAGGUAAACCCGCAGCUGUUUGAUGAUUGCUCGCAUGAUUAUGCCGAAUCACAGAAUAACGCUAGUGAGCGUGAGCGAAGUCGACAAAGCAGAUGGGAAAAGCUCGAGAAACUCGCAGAAGCCAGGAAGAACGGCGACUUGGUAGACAACAAGGUCGCUUCGAAAUUGGGCUCGCCCAUGCGGUUAGAUGACUCAGAUCCGCUACGAAUGGAGGCGCUUCGGCUGCAGGAUGACGCCAAAGACCGGCGGCCAAAGGAGUUUGAACGGCAGGGAAGCCAGACUUCGGUACGUUGAUUCUUGAGUCCUAGAACGAGCGUCAUUGAACAUGAGCAUUUUCUACGGCCGAAUCAUUGUACUUUUAAUUUUAUUCCUAGACCUUCUAGGCUUUUUUUCGUUGUCAAGAUUUGCUUUUGGUUCUGGGUUCCGGUUGAUCUGACAUGU
Messenger RNA from Paraphaeosphaeria sporulosa, 2363 nucleotides. RefSeq names its product serine/threonine protein phosphatase 2A. Gene Ontology annotation, cellular component: protein phosphatase type 2A complex. Lineage: Eukaryota; Fungi; Ascomycota; Dothideomycetes; Pleosporales; Didymosphaeriaceae. The transcript has 6 exons. Gene Ontology annotation, biological process: signal transduction. Gene Ontology annotation, molecular function: protein phosphatase regulator activity. Bases 210 to 2216 code for a protein of 668 amino acids. The record is from RefSeq and is a predicted model, not a curated record.